Passer domesticus (house sparrow) is the source of this 7358-nucleotide messenger RNA. RefSeq names its product extended synaptotagmin 3 (gene ESYT3). Gene Ontology annotation, cellular component: extrinsic component of cytoplasmic side of plasma membrane; endoplasmic reticulum membrane. Lineage: Eukaryota; Metazoa; Chordata; Aves; Passeriformes; Passeridae. The transcript has 25 exons. The coding region runs from base 4379 to 6568 and encodes 729 amino acids. Gene Ontology annotation, molecular function: calcium-dependent phospholipid binding; phosphatidylinositol binding; calcium ion binding. The record is from RefSeq and is a predicted model, not a curated record. Gene Ontology annotation, biological process: lipid transport.
GAAAGUCAGAAUGCUGCAAAGUGUUGCUGAACUAUGUCCACCAGCAGAGCUAGUGACUGAAAAUCUUCUGAUUCCUUGUGUAGGAUACAGACCUGAGAAUCUCAGAUUUCUGUAUAUUCCUGCUAACAACCCCUCUUUGUCAAUGUGAGGAGUUUUCCCAUCCCCUGCUGGAGCACAGCAGAAUUUGCAGUAGCUGCUUAGUAACACUGUAGAGCAGCUGAAAGGGAACAAAGCAGCUGUGUCUGCUAUGACAGCAAAAUCCACCUUGGUCAUUCAUUUAUCCCUUCUGCAAGCACCUGUCCAGCUGCCUGGAUGAACCCUUCCUCUGUGCAUCCUUCCUCCUGGAAGAUGCUGAAAAUCCUACUUAGGAGUUGUCUUUCAAACCUGCCUCAUAGUGCUGAGGUCCUAAUCCAGCAAGGUUUUCCUGUCUGUAGCCUUCCCUUUUAAUCUGUGCCACUGGAAAUAGUGGUUUAUGGAACCAGGGCAAUUUCAGUGCUGUUCCCAAUGCAUCAUCAAUCGUUUUACUAUCACUCAAAUUAGUAUAGUCACAUUCUUGCCUUGCUAAAAUCAGGUAAUAUAGAGGUGUGAGCUUCUAUUCAUGGUACUGAUACUCACACACUUGCUGAGAGGAGUGAUCCAAGCUACCUGAACAGUUCCAAUCCUGGUAGUAACAAAGACAGGCUUCAGUGCAGACUGGUCAUGAACAUCAGUGUCCAGCAUCCAAGAAGGUUCAUGGUGCUCACAUUUAAAUCAUCCUUGGCUGAAAAAAGCAUAAACAGCUUUUUUUGCUGCAGUCAGACCUCUCAGCUUAGAAGAGACAUGUUUGAAGACUCCUGCAUUUUGGAGUGCAGCUCUGAUUCUUCAGAAUUAAAAGUUAACAGUGGCUGAUAAGAUACAUAAUGAGUGAUCCUGAUUACUUGAUUAACCAGCAGGAAAAAAGAGAGGAGGUCUGAAAGCACCCCUAGGUAUCACCAUGAAGCUUCAACUGAAUGCAAACUGAUCCAACCCUCUGGAGAACACACAGAUUUUCUGUGUGUUGGUGUAGUUCACAUUUAGAAAAUGAGGCAAGAAGCGGUUCACAUGAUUUCAGCUCUAGGAAUGAGUGUCAAAAGGCAAAACUGCUGCCCAGAUCUUAGCCAAUGUGCUCAGUAAUGCCAAACACAGACAUUUAAAGCCCAAGACAGAUAUCCAGAAUGCUGGAAUUAUAUUUAACCAGUCUGUACUUCUUUCUCUUUUACUUCUAGUUUCUGAGCUGCGGGUUCUGGGUUCCGCUCCAAGUAUGUUUUAAAGCCUUUCCUGAAGUUGUGAAAGCUAGAACCUUGAUUUAAUUUAUAUUAAAAGAUGUAUUGCUUAAUCAUCUGCAAACCAUUUAUUUAUAACAACAUUGUUACUGCUGAUGUCCUAAAACAGGUAUUUCUCCUCUAGUAUCAAUCAAGAUGAAGCUUCAGCCAAGGAGUGGUUUAGGACUAGAUCCCAUUUUUUAUGGAAAUAAAUGAGCCUCUGAAGAGCAACCACAUUUACAUAUAUAGGUUCUUUCUUACUGUCAUUGUUGUUUGAGAAUACUGGCUGUCAUUCUCUGGUGCUUUCUGGUCCAAAGAAGGUGCAGUAAGGGAGUAGCAGCCCUCAAGGAAACUUAUCAGAACACUUCUAUAAGAAACUGUAAACAGCAGGAGCUCUAUUAAAAUUAAAGCUGCUUUUCUGCCAUUUCCUGUGGAGACUCUAACACUGUUGGUCACAAAUUCCUGGUCACAUCUUGAUCGUUGUGGCUAUUUCUAGGUCAUUAUUGGAUACAUUAUCCUGAUGUAUUAUUUAGAAGACUUUAUACCAAUAGACAGCUAAAAGGAAAGUUAGCUUUGCAAAAGCCACAUACUGCAAUGUCUUCAGAAGUUCUGAGUUUCAGUUCUGAUGUGCCUUGGCUGAAAACAAAGGGCAUUGUGUCACUGGCAUCAAUGCCAUUUGCAUUAGCCCUUUCGGGUUUGGAUGGUUUUCACUGCAUUAAACAUUUGCCAUGGACACAGUCCUAUAUUUAAGGUGAUAGACUGAAACUUGGUUCCUGAGAUCACUUCAUCCUGCUAGGCUGCAAUUACACAGAAAGGGCCUUACAAUAGCUUGCUUCUCUUGGAAAGCCUUUAUUUCGUUCUGUUGUUAAAUGCUGCUAAAUGUUCUCUGUUAAAUCUUGUGUGUUUAAGAUGGCAUCAUAUGCUCGGGGAGCAGAUGGCAAAGAAUUCAAGUCCUGUCUCCCUCUGAUGCCCCUGGCAAUGAAGCAUCCAAAUACCUUCAUAGAUCUGAGUGUAAGAGCUGUGCCAGAAUGCAAACAAAGGAGUCUUUAAUCUCAGGCUUUACAGCAGCUUGCUGAUUGUGGACAGUCCUCCUUUCAGUGUCUCAGACCCCACAGGUUGUUUGUGCUUAUUGCUCUGGAGUGUUCUAGACUCCCAGAGGGACAAAGGGACAUUACUAAUUUAUAUGAAUCACUCUAAAAAUAACCAAAAAGAUGUGGAAAAUUAUCAGGGAGGAGACAGUGGGAAAGCACAAUGAUCCUAUCUGCUUCCCCCAUAAAUAUAGCACAUCACAGUGAAAAUGUCCUUUUUAGCAAAACAUGGUGACAGAAUUUUAAGUACCCUGAGGGACAUCAAAAUUCCCUACGCUGUGUACUGCUAACAUCUCACAUGGGAGAAGUAAAACUAUUCUUGUACUCUAAGGAAAGAAGUAAUAAAUUACUGCUGUGCUUAUGAUUAUUAUUGAAGUGAAUGCUGUUGCAGGAGUUGGAGAUUGAAUGUCACUGCUGAGGUGGAGUUUAUGUACUAAAUUAAAACAAGGUAGUGGUAGAAAGGAUGAAGCAAAAAUUAAGACCACAGGAGUGGCCCACAUGAAAAAUAUUUUCCCAAAGGGUCUCUUCAUCAAAUAAAAAUAAUCCAAAUCUGAUAAAAUGUUCAUGAAGAAAACCAAAAGGGAGCAUAAAGAAAACCAAAAGGGUGCCUGUGUUUGAUCAUUGGAUUUUUUGGCUUUAUGCAGAAGUUACUGGAUGAGACUGAACAGAUUGACCAUGCAAGAGUUUGUGACAGUCUCUUAUCAUUAAGACAAGGGAAUAUAUACAAGUCUGUCCCUGUUAAAAUAUGCAAAUGUGAGGUGAUGUUUGCAAUCUGAUUUCAGGCCUCUGAAAAUAAAGAAAUCCAGACACAAUGACACAGACAAAAAUAGCUGUUUACAUGAGCUGUUAUUUUUUUAACCUGCAGGCAGAACUCAGAUCAACCUAAAGUUAUUUAUACAUAGCUUAGUACUGGAAAGUCUUGCAUAUGUCCAGACUCUUGUUUGGUUUUGUAAUUUCAACAUUUGCCUACCUCUUAUCUUGUUCUCUUUGAGUAUUUGUUGCACUUGCAAUGUGUAACAGAAACAGUGUCAUGAAUACAAAUGUUCCUUGGCAUGGAACACUCUUGCAAAGCCUAUUUACAGGUAGUAUACCUGAGGUAAAUUCUUACACUGCCAACAGUAGGACAAUCUUGGAGUUUCACAGAGAAGACCCUAAUAAUGUUUUAUCUUUUAUCACUCAAUGUAAUAUGGGAAUUACCAGUCCUUUGAUUUUCCCUUUGAUGUAGUCAAAUCUCAGACAGCUUCUUGGGCUGUCCUUCAGCUAGAAAGAUUCCUUGUCACUAGUAACACUGGCACCUCUGAAUGCUUUAACGAGUGUUGCCUUUUACAAAUAUUCACCAAAAGAGUCUUUUUCAAAUACCUUCUUGCUGUGACUGACAUGUAACAUGCUGGUUUUGCAUUUUCUUGUGUUAUGCUAAACACUGUCAGGGAGACAUUUAGUAUUUUAAUCAAAUCUCCGUCUUUUAUCUUUGUUUGAAAAUAUGAUUAUACUUCUGGUUUUCUUCUGUGUGGAAAGCCUGACUGUUUCUCAGACCCAUGCCUUCAAGAUAACAUACUUUCAAGUGUUUAUUUGGGGAUUUAACUGUUUGCUUGAGAAAUGCUUUAGUGUGUUUUAUUUUCUUAAAUUAGCUGCAGCAGCUCAACUCUAGACACAUCCAUAGUUAUUCCUAAUGAAAGCACCUAUAUCAUCACCUUAUUCACAUCUCCAGGCUUUUCCAUAGGCAAGUAGUGGAGUCAAGAGACUGGCCUGUAAGAGAAUGGAAAUGGAUUGGAAGCAGGUGGCACCAGCUGCCCAUGGCUAGUGCUGGCUCCAGGAUGACACCAAGGUGUGCUCAUGUGCCUUGAGUGAAAAUCUGAGUGGUACCCAGAGCCAGGGAAGUGACAGCUCCAACUCAGGCCACCUCCAGCAGCACUGGAUAACGCCUUCCUCACUGUUCACUUCCCUGAUGUGGAACGAGUGGAGUGGCUGAACAAGGUCCUUGUGCAGGCUUGGCCAUACUUUGGAACAAUCAUGGAAAAAACAUUUAAAGAAGUUCUUGAACCAAAAAUCAGAGCAAAGAGUGUACAUCUGAAAACAUGCACCUUUACCAAGAUCCACUUCGGCGAGAAGUGCCCUAGAAUUAAUGGAAUAAAAGCCUACACCAAAGAAAUUGAUAGAAGACAAGUUACCCUGGACCUGCAGAUCUGUUACAUAGGGGACUGUGAGAUUCACAUGGACAUAUCGAAAUUUAAUCUUGGCGUGAAAGGUGUACAGUUGUAUGGGACGUUGCGCGUGAUCUUGGAACCUCUCCUAACCGAUGCCCCCUUUGUUGGAGCAGUGACCUUGUUUUUCAUGCAGAAACCGCAUUUGGAAAUCAACUGGGCAGGCAUGAGCAACCUUCUGGAUGUCCCAGGGAUUAAUGUAAUGUCAGACUCACUAAUUCAAGACUUCAUUGCUGCACGGCUGGUGCUACCCAACAGGAUCACAGUGCCUCUGAAAAAGAAUAUGAACAUUGCCCACUUGAGGUUCCCUAUCCCCCAGGGAGUAAUAAGGGUUCAUCUCUUAGAAGCUGAAAACCUUGUCCAGAAAGACAAUUUCCUUGGUGCCAUCAGGGGGAAGUCUGAUCCGUACGCUCUCCUCCGCGUGGGCACCGUGCAGUAUCGAAGCAAGACAGUCUCCAGAGAUCUUAAUCCCAUUUGGAAUGAGACAUUUGAGUUUGUUGUUCAUGAAGUGCCUGGUCAGGACCUAGAAGUGGAUUUGUAUGAUGAAGAUCCAGACAAAGAUGACUUUAUGGGCAGCUUGCUGAUAAGCCUAGUGGAUGUAAUGAAUGACAGAACCGUUGAUGAGUGGUUCCCCUUAAGUAAGACGACAAGUGGACACUUGCAUUUAAAACUGGAGUGGCUUUCACUAGUAAACGACCAAGAAAAGCUGCAUGAGGAUAAGAAGGGUCUGUCUACAGCAAUUCUGAUUGUCUACUUGGACAGUGCCUUCAACCUCCCCAAAAACCACUUGGAGUAUUCAAAUGGUGAAUGUGGAACAAAGAAGAUCAAAAAUAACAAGUACCUCAAGAAGAUGGAGCGAGAACCUUCCUCCUUUGUCCUGCUCACAGUUGGGAACAAGACUCAGAAGAGUAAGACCUGCAAUUUCAGCAAAGAUCCCAAGUGGGGCCAGGCUUUCACCUUCUUUGUCCACAGUGCUCAUUCCCAGUCACUCCACAUUGAGAUAAAAGACAAGGAGCGGGAUAGUGCCCUGGGAACUUCCGUGGUGUGUCUCUCCCACUUACUUAAGGACCCAAACAUGACUCUGGAUCAGGGAUUCCAGCUGGACCAUUCCAGUUCAGACAGCUUCAUUAAGAUGAAACUUGUACUGCGGGCACUGAAUGUUGAAGAACCUGAUCCACAAAGAGUCAAGGCUGGUGUCAAUGCCUCAAAGCUAGGUCCUGUGCGUGUCACGGAGAAGGCUGGAAACCAGCAGAAGUUUUCCUCUCCACAAGUCUCAAAAGUACCUCCCAUGAGCAAAGACUCUGCAGCACUUGAAUCUCUGCCAAAAAAGGACAGUGGAGAAGACCUGGUUGCUAAAGACAGUUCAGGAGCCCCUGUACCUUGUGAAAUUGUGUCUGACCUUGAUGAAGCAGAGGGCAAGCAAAAUCCAGAGCAUGGCCCACCAUCAGCACUACCCAGUGGGGCCGUGGCCGUGCCCACACUGCCUGUCCUGCAGGAAAUGAGGGUGGCACCCAGUGUCACUUCACUGGGAUCCCUGCCUUCUUCCUGCUUUGAAUUAAGUAGCAGCAAUCUGGACAUUCAUAAUGGGACUGAGAUGCCUCUGGGGGAGAUCCAGCUGACCGUGCGCUACGCUUCCAUCCGGCAGAGCCUCGUCGUGCUGGUCAACGGCUGCAGAAACUUGGUACCCACUUCCAAUCGUGGAGUCGAUCCAUAUGUUCGUAUAUACCUGCUUCCAGACAGAAGAUGGACAAGCAGGAAGAAGACUUCUGUUAAGAAAAAAACUCUGAACCCCCAAUAUGAUGAAAAGUUUGAAUUUUUUGAAUCUUUGGAAAAUGUCAAGAAAAGGACACUGGACAUUGCAGUGAAAAACAGCAGGCCAUUCAUUUCACAGGAGAGGAAGGAGCUGGGGAAAGUGCGCAUUGACUUGUCCCGGGAGGAUUUAAUAAAAGGUUUUGCCCAAUGGUAUGAGCUGACAAGGAGCAGACGCAAGAAAAUCUGAUUUCUUCUCAUGUAUAUAAGUUACUAAUUUUUCAACUUCAUAUGGAUGUACAUACCUCUUGUAAUUAACAUGUUUUGCACUGUCAUUGCAAAUCUGAAGCAGGCUCCAGCUCAGGACAUGCAAAUUUAAUGAUCCUAUUCAGGGAUUAGUUCUCACUGAAGUUAAACAUAUUUUCCCCCACACAGGGAAUAAUUUGUCCUUAAAGAGUAAGUCCUUUAUUUUUGCUAUUUCUAGCAAACCCCCCCUCAAAGGACGUCUCAGUGUGAAACCUCUCUUAAAGAAGGGUUGUACCUGGGGAGAUUUUAGACUGUCAGCCAAGUGUCAUUACUCUGCUUGGCAGCCUGAUGGCUCUAGGAACUUGUUUAUGUUGUUUUAACAUGGCAGUGGUGUACUUUGAAAAGAAUACAUUUUGAAACAGUAUUCUUCAGCCAUAUGGCUACAGAAUCUUUUAAAAGAGAAACUCUUUAACAGCUUUUUUUUUUUUGAGAAACUGGAAGUUGGUAGUCCACUGUUCAGAAGUACCUUAGCUGACUGUGGCUGCAGGUAUGUAAAUAAUGAGCUUCCAAAAGCAGGGAGAUGACCUUACCAAGAUGUCAUUAAGGUUUUAGUUUGUGACGCCUUAACUGGUUUUGUCCUUUGUUACAGUACAUUUCAAAAUCUUGUAAACCCAGAUUCUAUCUGAGGAACAGCAAACUUUUGUAAACUAAGCUUUAAUAAUAUUGAGGCAAAAUAUUUUUGGAAGCUUGGUGUACUUGUUUCUGUACAAUAAACUUGUAAUUGUCUUGCACAA